Molecule: messenger RNA, 6433 nt
Organism: Manduca sexta (tobacco hornworm)
Lineage: Eukaryota; Metazoa; Arthropoda; Insecta; Lepidoptera; Sphingidae
Gene: Adar
Product: double-stranded RNA-specific editase Adar
Exons: 16
Coding region: 498-2495 (665 amino acids)
Biological process (GO): adenosine to inosine editing; RNA processing
Cellular component (GO): nucleolus; cytoplasm
Molecular function (GO): double-stranded RNA adenosine deaminase activity; tRNA-specific adenosine deaminase activity; double-stranded RNA binding
Source: RefSeq, a predicted model, not a curated record
CAAUGAAAUAAAAAAAGAGAUGUAAAUAUUAUCUUAUUAUUAAUAUCAAAUAAUUUUUAAUCACCAAAUAACUAGAUAGAAAUUUUAUGUGCUAAUGUUACGUAAAAUAAGGAUAAGAAGGAACAAAAUAGAUAACAUUUCCACACAUCUAUUAAUAUAGUUUAUUAACAAAAUUGAUUUUUUUUUAUUAUUAUUAUAGAAUCUAUUGAAUUCAUUGAUUAAUAAAAGUAUAAAGACAUAUAGAUAUUAUCUAUCAAAUAAUAAUGUCUUACGCUUGAUUAUCAUACUUUAUCCACACUUAUAUUAAAACAGGUGAAAUUUGUAUCUGCAUAUGAUAACUUUAAGCUUAAAGUGUGACGUAAUUUAUGGAUGUCCCCUAUUGUACAACUGUUAAUUUCAAAUUGUGUUUUACUUGAUCUAUAGAAUAAAUUCUCUCUGAUUAUAAUUUAUAAAUGAACCAUCAAGGAAAUAAAUUUAAAAUAAAUAAUUUUUAAGUCAUGAUGAAUAUUGAACUGCUCACAUCUAACAAACAUCCAAUAUGCGUGCUGAACGAACUGGAUGUAGAUUAUAGUUUCAAAGACUUGAUGGUGUUGGGGCCCCCUCAUAACCGCAUGUUUGGAGUAGAAAUUACUGUGGCGGACAUGACGUUUGAAGGGUGGGGCCACAGCAAGCGAGAGGCACGCGCAGCCGCCGCACGCGCCUGCCUCGCCGCGUUCCUGGCGCGCGCCGGCCGCGUGAUGCCCACAAACGACAAGCCACAGGACUUCACCGCUGACGAAAAUCUCUACUCCGCUUCCGAGUUCCAGAGUAUGGACACGACAACAUCGGAGACUGUCUCCAUACCGGACAUGAGCAAUCAGAUUAAAAACAAACAAGGGAACUCUUCCCCGGCGGUGACGCCGUCCCCGGGCGCGGCACUCUUCGGCUCCCACGUGGGCCCCACCUCGCACAAGAGUCCCAUCAACUUGCUGUAUGAGAACUACCCCGGGCUCACCUUCACAUGCACCUUCGGAGAUGGUUCACCGCUGGAUUCUGCUCAGGCUCCACUCCAACUGGCCCACAGCAUGAGGUUCAAAGUGGUGUGUCAGAUCAAGGAGCAGAAGUUUGAGGGAUACGGCUCGAGCAAGAAGCUGGCGAAGCUGGCGGCGGCGCGCAGCGCGCUCGCCGUGCUCGAGGAGCGCCGCGUCGAGCCCCUCGCGCCGCACCACCCCGCGCGCACCGGCUUCCUGCACCAGACCCUCGCCGACCACAUCGCCAAUAUAAUAAACGAGAAAUUCAGCGAUAUGAUGAAGCUGGACGUCAUGCACUCGAAACGCAAGGCGCUCGCCGGCAUCGUCAUCACGAUCAACAACAACAUGAAAGACGCCAGGGUGAUCGCCGUGACCACGGGCACCAAGUGCGUGUCCGGCGAGCACAUGUCCGUGCGCGGCCGCGCCGUCAACGACUGCCACGCCGAGGUGGCAGCACGGCGUUGUCUGCAGCGCCAUCUGUACGCAGAACUACUGAAGUACGCUUCGCAACCGGAUCCGCGCGUGCCGAUCCUGGAGUCGGACCUGGAGCCGGUGGCGGGCGGCGGGUACCAGCUGAAGCCGAACCGGCAGGUGCACCUGUACAUCAGCACGGCGCCCUGCGGCGACGGACGCAUCUUCAGCCCGCACGAGCAGCACGAGCCCGAGCCCGACCGACACCCCAACAGACUGGCGCGCGGUCAGCUCCGUACCAAAAUAGAGUCCGGCGAAGGCACCAUCCCGGUCAAGAACAGCGUCAACACAGUGCAGACGUGGGACGGAGUAAUGCAAGGCGAGCGGCUGCUGACGAUGUCGUGCUCGGACAAGGUGGCGCGCUGGUGCGUGGUGGGGCUGCAGGGCGCGCUGCUGUCGCGCGUGCUGCGCCCCGUGUACCUGCACUCGCUCGUGCUGGGCUCGCUGCUGCACCCGCACCACAUGUACAGGGCCAUCUGUGGCCGUAUAGAGGCGUUCAUCACGUCACUGCCGCCGCCGUACCGUCUCCAGCGGCCUCUGCUGGCGCGUGCUGCGAGCACGGAGGCCCGCACUCCGGCCCGAGCGCCCACAUUCAGCGUCUGCUGGUGCUGCACCACGCCAGAUCCGGAGGUGCUGAACGCGACGACCGGCAAGCUGGAGAACGGCCAGCCGUCGCUGCUGUGCAAGCAGAGCAUGUUCGCGCGCUGGCAACACGUGGUGAGGCGACUGCCGCAGCUGCCACAGAUUACAUGUCAGAAUAACCAAUGUGUUGUGAACGCGUCCGGACGUCAGGAGUUGGAUGACGUCAAGGCGCCGGCGCAGCUCCCCUCGAACCUGGAGUCCCUGCUGUACAAGGAAGCGAAACAGAUGUGCCCCGUCUACCAGGCGGCGAAAGAGCGCUUAUUCGAAGCGUUCGAAAAUGCGAAGCUCGGCCGCUGGAUCAAGAAGCCAAUCGAGCAGGACCAGUUCGUCUGCGAGCUGGUGGACGCGGACCCGAAAGCUCUGUUCGCCUAGGCAGGACACUGUCUACCCGUUCGUAGCGCGAUGCAGGUUGGUCACUGUGCGGUGAAGGAACUUGGUACAUCACCCGUCAGUACCGAUGAUGAUCAUAUUAACGUAGAUGCAGUAGGUGAUGGUGAUUUUUGUGUUUUUGAUGCAAACCGUGGUGUUGAUAUGGUUAAGUGUGGUGAUGAACAUGUAGGAAGUAGUGAAAAGGCAACUGUUAUUGAUGAAGUAAAAGGUAGAAAUGAUAGAGAUUGUGCAUCUGUUUCCAAUUUGGAUACAAAUGGGAAUAAUAAUGAUGCAGUAGAAAUAGUUGAUAAAAAGUUUAAAUUGCUACGUUUGAGUAAAUAUAAACAUUUUAAAAUUAAUAAUAACGAUCAUGUUUUUGGUAAUAUGGCUGAUGAUAUUAAAGAUUUUAGUAAGAAAAAUGAAGAUGGCUAUAAUGAUCAAUCAAUUGGUGAUUUUAGUAAAGGUAGAAGUUCAUAUACUCAGAGAGAAUAUACAAACAAUGCUCUUGCAGCAAAAGAUGCACUUAAAAUUUUUGUUAUUACAUCUGUUGACAAAAGAAAUAAAAAAGAGGUAAUUAAUGCUACCAUUCCAAACAAUACUCAAAUCCAAGUUGAUAACAAAGUAGCCGCUGAUCUUAAAGAAUGUCAACCUUAUGACCUCAAGGAUCGGUAUGAUAAAAUUGACUUAUCACAUAACAGACUUCCUGAAACAGAUCAUCUUGAUAGACUACAAAAUAAAGAUGGUAAAUGUAAUUUUGCUUCUACAAGAUUAAAUAAACUAAUUCAUUGUAAAAUGAAAAGUAAUAUAGAUGUUAGCAAAGAUGCACCAGAUAAAGGAAGUUUUAACGUAAAUAAAGUAGAUAGUAAUGACAAUUUUAUUGCUGAUAAUAUUGAAAAUAAUGUUGCAAAUAAAUCAGAAAUUAGUGGAAACAAAGAAAAUGUAAUAAAAAGUUCUUUAUUACAAAAGAAAUUAGCUUUUGUAAAGAAAAAAUCAAAAGAACCAAUAUGAAAUAAACGUAGGAAACGAUACGUGCCGCUAUAAUGAUAACAACCAGCGAGUGUUCUCAGGUUUUGAUCUGUCUCGCUGUGUAAGUAACGCCCAGUUUUACUGAGUUGGGCCCGUGAUCUCAGCACGCUGGUCUAAAUGCAUGCCAUUGCCUAGAUUGAUCGGCAAAGUGCAUUUGAAUUGUUUUGGAGUCCAAAAGGUAUUGAUUGACUUAAUAAAUUUUAAAAGUAACAUAUGCCUUGUCAACUAAACUUAAAUCUUCUGCGACAUUAAUGAACGCAACAGCUAUAACCGAAAGAAGUAUUUGCGAAACAUGCACUCGACGAGGUGGCGAAGUUAAAAGGCCAUGUCGAAAUAUCGAGUUUGAUUUUGAUUGAUAAACCUAAACUAAUUGGGAUCAUAAUAUAAAUAAUAAAUUUUUUAUGGUCUACAUAACUAUAAACAGCAAAAUUGACGAAAAAUUAUCCAAUUUCAAUUUGUUGUUGGCUGUAUCGAAGAAAAACAGAAGCCACACGUGCUAUAAGAAAAUUGACUGUCUGAAAAUUAUAAAAAUACCAUCAAAAUUAAUGUAGAAGUUACUUCGCUUAACAUAUCACAACUACAAUGGAACGUGCUGAGAGUUUACAUUCUAAAUGUCAUCUCAGCGCGUUAAAAGCACUAUUCACAAAGCUUUUAUAAUAUUAUAUAUCAGUUUAUAAAUCAUCACAUAUAUUCAUAUAUUUUCUAACACACAGUUGCCAUUUGUAAUCGUCAUUAACUAAGUUCCUCCGCCAAAUGUAAGAUCGUUGAAGCUGGCAACACUGCCUCGUGCUAUACGUGUUUAGUCAGUGGCCAGCCUUGGGGUCAGAUACUGUUGGAUUUUGCGCACUGUCCGUCUGUAGCCACCCUGAUUGACAUUGAUGAAUCAUUUUCAGUGUAUUUCGGUACGUAUUUAAUUUGUGGGGGUUUGGUUCCCGUGACCCCCCACUGAGUCCGGUAACGGGUUUCAAUUUAACCAAAGAUAUUUCGGAUGUUUUAGUAUUAAAUUUAUUUUAGUGAUUUUUUUUUGUUUGUAUGAUUUUCCUUUACAUAGUUUUGUGAUAUAGGUUUUUUAAGUGUCUAAUGUAUGUUUUGUACAGAAUUUUAAACGCGACAUACCUUUCGUGAUAUGACGGUGCUGUGACGCGGACAGGGCGUAAAAUCUGUUGUGUAAGUAGCUUGGAGACCGGUAAUUUCCGUUCCAGUUCCGGUUUCCGAAUCCCUACCGGAACGUUCAUUCAGUUAGCUUACACGCAUUUAACCGGUUCAAUUUAAUUAUAAUAGUAAUUGUCAAUACUUUAAAAAAAAACUUUUCGAUUUUAAGGUUUAAAGUUGUUAAAAAUAAUGUCUGCAGUGACUACCGAAAAUUGUCAAAUACGGUUAACCGGUUUUAAUAUUACCCGGUCAAUGUAUAAUAAUAACCGGAUGUUUGAAAACCGGUGCCAAGCUCCGUGUGUCCCAAAGCGUAGUAUUAAGUGUAAGUAUCAGAGGCGGUCUUAGGGAGAGGCGAACCAGGCAACCGCUCCGGGACCCGCGCGGUGCCUUAGAGGACUUUUUUUUUUAAGAUUUUUAAGAUCUUACCGAUGAAACUUUUUAAAACCGGGCAACGUUUUUUACUCCGCCAUGGGUCUCGUGUUGUUUUUUUUUGCUUUCCCCUAGGACCUCGCGUCGGCUAAGGCCGCCACUGGUGAUGUAUUGGUUCGGAAUGUUCUAUUUAAUUAGUGUAAGUAAUAAUAAUCAAGUAAUAUGAGGACAUUUAUAAUAAUAAAGUAAUCAAUUUCUAUAUUCUUCCUAUUCAAAAAAUGAAUUGUAUGCGGCAAAAUAGUAUUUUAUUAAAUGGGAUGCAGUUUAACAAAUUAGGUUGAAUUCGUCUACUUAUAAAAAAAAUGUAUUAAAUAAAAAAAUAUAUUUUACGAUUUAAAUUUCUUCUCCAAUAAACACCAACUGUCUUAAAUCAAAUGAUAUAUCAAAAAAAGAUUUGAAAUGAAACAUCACACAUAAUAUUUAUUUUUAUUGUAUUUACAAUCCUUUUUGUUAAACUAUGUCUCUAUAGUAUUAUGUGUAAAAAUAUGUAAAUACAACGUGUGAUUGGCGUUAUACUAUAAAACACGGCCAAGACUUAAUGUUUUAUCUUAACCUAUUCUGUCUUGCUUAGUAUUACAGUGCCGUAAUCAGGAUGUUUAAUGUGGGUCAGACCCCCCAAUGGUGAAUGAAAUCCCACAUUUGUUUCGGUAAAUUGCUAUUAAUUAGAAUCUAAGUUAUUUCGUUGGUUGUUAAUGCGUAAUAUCGACUGUCUCGUUUGCUAAGCAAAAGUAGUAUUUUACACGCAUAAUGAAAAACACUACCAAGAGUUGCUAACUUAGUCAAAUAAACUGUAUACCUUAUAGAGCCAGUAUAAUAAGUGCAACUGGCGAUAAGUGUGUAGCUUUGUGUAUUUAACAGUGUCUCCAUCUACACAGUAAUUUGAAUCUACCUUCAAAGUAAGAAAAUACCUUGACCGCGUCAUAAGCAUACUACCAUGAAUUUCUUGCGUUUGGUUGGCGGUAAUUCUUAAAAAUGAACUCAAAUUUCAUAAUAGGGACAUAUUUUAUUUAUUUUUGCUUUUUACGAGUUUAAUGAUUCAAGGUAAUUUUGCCUAAAAUCACGGUAUAUCUAGCCUUGGUAAUUUUCUAUUUAGACAUGGAGGCACUGUUGUUAAUUUAAGUUCUUUGUGAUAUUGUAUACUGUAAAAGUUUUAGGUUUGAUAGUUCUGCUCUGCUGUUAUCGUUAUAGUUUAAUUUGCUUCCGAAAUUCUGAAUUAUUGGUGUAAAUAACAAUUAUCAUAAAAAAAAUCAGUGUAUUUAGACUUGUUUUGUGUUUUGUUAAUUAUUCUGCAAUAAAGACGAUAUUUAAUUUUAAGCGCACAAAGUGAAAUUUUA